AUGUCAGGCUUUAGUUUCUCUUUCGCUGGUGACGAUAUAGAAGAUGAUAACCAUGGCGUGGCUUCCGAGGCCCCCUUAGCUUCAUCGUCAGCCAACCAUGCUGCUGAGACAGGCACUCUCAGACGGUCAUCCAAUUCCGCAUUUCCAGUUGCAGGCCAGCCAUUGUUACAGCCACAAAAGCACGAUUUGGAGAUCAUGUUGAAAAUGAUUCCGUCAAAAGUUUCCUAUAGCACGCUAACGAUAAAAUUGGAUGACGGGCAAGAGGUUUACCUACCUCGGAGAGAGCUCUGGGAUGUUAAGGUGCAACUGAUGGCUGAGGGUGAUGACGAGAGUUUGGGGAAUUUGGGCAAAGAUGAUGUCAAGACUGGAAUUUACGAAGGUGGGUUCAAGAGCUGGGAGAGUUCAGUGGAUGUUGUGAAGGAGCUAUACAAGAGGAGAGGGGAGGAUUUAGGUAUUCGUAGACGAUUUUUCGAGCUCGGUUGUGGGACGGCACUCCCAUCUCUUUACGUAUUUCAGUGGCUGUUACAGAGCUCGCCUAUGUCUGGUACACGAGGGCUUGACCUUGGGCUUGCGGAUUACAAUCCCACAGUCCUCCAACUGGUCACACUCCCCAAUCUCUUGUUAACUUGGGCCCAAAUGACGAAGAAGGAUUUAUGGGAGGCCGAAGGCGAGCUUGAGAUCGAUUCCGACGUGGUGCAGGAGUUCCUAAAAUUCCUCAACUCAAACUCGGUUACAUUGUCGUUCUACUCUGGCGGAUGGAGCCCCGAGUUCGUGAACUUGGUCGACCAAACUAUGCCAUCACGAUCUUCUGGGCUCACUAUUAUUGGUGCUGAGACCAUUUACUCUCCGGCCGCAUUGGCCUCCUUCGCAGAAACCCUCUUGAGCCUGUUAAGCAUCCCAGACUCCGCGGGGAGAAGUGCUAUGAUAGCUGCGAAGAAGGUAUACUUCGGGGUGGGAGGUUCAAUGGAAGAUUUUUGUAAUCUCGUGAGAGCACAAGGCGGUAUCACCGAACAAUUAAGAGAAGAAUCAGAGGGGGUGAGAAGGGAGGUUGUAGAAGUACGGAUCAAAGCUUAA
Messenger RNA from Venustampulla echinocandica, 1074 nucleotides. Its product is annotated as putative MNI1 putative S-adenosylmethionine-dependent methyltransferase. Gene Ontology annotation, biological process: peptidyl-histidine methylation, to form tele-methylhistidine. Gene Ontology annotation, molecular function: protein-L-histidine N-tele-methyltransferase activity. The transcript is spliced from 2 exons. The coding region runs from base 1 to 1074 and encodes 357 amino acids. The record is from RefSeq and is a predicted model, not a curated record. NCBI's taxonomy places the organism in Eukaryota, Fungi, Ascomycota, Leotiomycetes, Helotiales, Pleuroascaceae.